ACUCACUGGAUACUAGCUAGUGCCCUGGGUCGCAAGAGAUUAGCUCAGAGACUCCGCAGUGACCAUGCUGCUCGAGCAAUUCGACCUCCUGCGCAAUCAAAGUCCGCAGAAACGACUCGACGCGACACUCAAGAUCUUCGAGCACCUCAAGCUCGACACCAUCCCAGCGGCGCCUGUCAGCAACCUCGAGACGCUAAAGGAGCAUUAUGGAGAUGAUGUGCAUUAUGCAUACACAAGGCUGUCUCGUGGACUGGCAUCCAACAGGGAAGCAGCGAGACUAGGCUUCUCUGCAUGCUUAUCCGAACUGCUACGAGCCUUGCCUCUCAUCGAUCUCUCCUUCGUCCUUGCAUCCAUCGAACGCUCUACAACACCCGUUGGCAACGUCAAGGGCCAGGAAACGCGAGACUACCAGUUUGGUCGUUUAUUCGGACUCCAAGCGAUCGUCACAUCCGGUAUGCUUGUGCGCAAGGAGACAUCGAAGGAGCAGAUCCGUGAUCUGGUAGGGAUGCUAUUUGAACUAAGUCUGAGCAAAGGCUGGCUUCGUGAGAGUUGUGCCUCUGUCAUCAUCCAAGUAUUGGACAUGAUGGAUGCUACUGCUGCGAAUCAAGGCAAGGCUCAAGGGAAACUAUCAAAGUCACUUGCAAAAUUGCCGCGAAAGACUGCAGAGAUGGUUCAUGAAAUGCUGGAAAGUAGUCAUAUGGAGAAGACCAUGGAAGGACUCGCUCUUCACUUGACGUGCACCAGAUUGGGCUCCAAGAAGGCUUUGGGUGGUACAUGGAAGAACGACAACUUGCUGGCUUCCGAAAAUCUGCCGGCCAUUGCAAGUAUCAUGCUCGAGCAGAGCGUCACAGAUAAAGCCGAUGCUGCUGAAGAAACAGAUGAUGUAAAAGCAACAGGUACGUGGAAACCCAAGCUACACUUUGCAUGGGUCGUUCUCCUCAAAGCAAUCAUUCGCGCCGAUGCUUCUGCAGAAACUGAGACCAUCACCCUUGCUCGAUUUUGGAGGCAAUUGGUAGAUGAAGCCAUGUUCUCUCAAAGUGCCUCGCAUGAACGCAAAUUUCACGGCCUCCAAUUGUUGCCUACGGCACUGGCAAUGGUCCCAUCAGGACAAGUCAGUGAUCUCUUUAGCGCAAACCUGCUCAGAACGCUUAUCAACCAAAUGGGACAAGAAGACCGAUACCUCCACAAAGCAGCCAAGAGCACACUACAGCAGAUUGUUGCCAUUUGCGAAGCACAGCCAAGUAAGGCGAUGUCAGUCGUUAGGCAGCUCAUGGACACAAAUCAAGGGACAAUCAUGUUCGAUCGACUAUCAAAGACCAAGACGUGCGAACAAAUCAUGCUCGCUGUUCCUCAGGAUGAAUUUGAGAAUUUGACUACUUUCCUGCUUGAGCUCAGCCGAAAGCCUUCCCUCGACGGUACUGAAACCAAGGAUGCUGAUCGAGCAAGACAAUACCUGGCCGAUAUCUUGAUCACGCUCCUCAAGUCACCUAAAACAGUCAAGACUGAUUCAUGGGUGCUGCCCAUCUUACGCUUCUUCAUUAGUGGUGGCCUAUUUGAUGCCUCGUCAAGCAAGAAAGUACUCUAUCUUUUCGAACCGGCAUUGUCAUCAGCUAUACAAGAUACGUACAAAGCUCGCAUUAGCAUUGCGCUUGGCCAUCUUCUUCCCGGUAAGCUCAACACCGAGGAUUCAAAAGAAUUGUACGCCGUGCAAGCAAUCCACGAAAUUUCCACACUCGUUGCGAAUAAGCACUACACACUACGACUUGCGCCAGAUGAGCAGAUCCUCAGUCUUCUUCAAACUGCGCUGCAACAUUUGAAUGAAACCACAAAGGCGUAUAAACAGGCUCAAUCACCUGGUGAACAAGCACAAGGUCUGGCCUUUUCAUUGCUCUACAGUCUCUCCAUCCUACACAUCUAUCUUGGCGAACCAGAUGGCGUUGAAUUGCUUGAAGACCUCGAAGCUUCCUAUGCACCACUCAAUACCCUUUCAGCCGGUAACAAGUCACAGUCGCCUGCAUUACAAACACUGGUUGAUUUAUUGCUUGCCUUGCUGAGUAAAGAAUCUGCCAUGCUUCGGAAAUUGGUGGAGACUGUAUUUAGUGCGUUUGCCAGAGAGAUGCAGGCUGAGGAUCUUCGACUACUAUUGAAUGUGCUUGAGGCGCAAGAAACUGGCGAGGGCUUGUUUGAUAAGGAUGAGGAAGAGCAAGAUGAUGACGAUGAAGAGGGUGAUGAUGAUGAAGACGACGAGAUGGAAGAUGAGGAGGAUGCAGCAGAAUCUGAGUCUGAGGAGGAGGAAGAACAAGAUGACAACGAGCAGACAGAAGCAGAUCGCGAACUGGAUGCUGCCUUGAUUGCAGCACUUGGACCAGCAGCGCAACAAAAGCGGAAAGCAGAAGCAAUAGAGGACGAAGAUGAUUCUUCAAAUGAAGAAUUGAUGGACGACGAUGCCAUGCUCAAAAUGGACGCGCACCUAGAAAAUAUCUUCAAACGACGCAAGAGUGCAACCAGUGCACAAGCAGCGAAACGACAAGAUGCCAAGCAAUUCAAGCAAUCCACUAUUCAGCUCAAGUCGAAAGUAUUGGAUCUACUCGAAAUUUUCAUCCGCGAGAAUGGUAGUGGUGUCCUUGUCAUGUUGUGCGUCCUGCCGAUCCUCAAUGCGGCCAAGAGCACAAGCGACGUAGCGCUCGCUGACAAGGCGCGCAAUUUGGUCAAGCAAAAAUUGACAAAGCUCAAGACCUUGCCACAACUCGACGAACAAGGCAUAUCGGAAGCUUGGACGACUUUACAAGAAGUGCAUCGACUCGCUGGGUUGUCUCCUACACCACCGUUCGCAGCCAUGGCAUCGCAGUGUUCCACUUUGCUCGCAAAAGUGCUUCUCCAUUCGGCCCCAAAUAAUGCCAAGGCAACCAUGCGUCUGCUGAUUGACCAGUAUGCCUCUAGUCAAGCACAAUGGAUGAGCAAGAAGCGUUCAGCAUACGGUGCCGCGUUCUUCACCGACUUUACGAAUUGGUGCGCACAAUAUCGUCAAAAAUAGCAUAUCAGCAUAGUCAAUGUUCAAGAAUGAUCCAUGGCCUCUUCCUUGACUGCCACAGGUGCUCUUUGUCCACCGCACAGGGCUGUACGCAGUUUCGCAUCCAUCUCUGCCAUCUUCUCAGGCGUCUCGGGGAAGCUUGACAUGGCGACGCGAUCGGGCAAAAUUUCAAUCACAUUACCGUUCUUGCCAUGUUUGAGUGUUCUGUCUAAAGUUCCGAGGAUAGUAGACAUUUCCACAAAACCAAGUGUCUCGCCAAUCACUUUUGUGAACAGAUCCUCGCCACUUCCUCCGUCGUCCGUGCGAAUUGGGGGUGUUGAACUACGCUCCGGA
Protomyces lactucae-debilis is the source of this 3364-nucleotide messenger RNA. RefSeq names its product DNA polymerase V. The coding region runs from base 65 to 3034 and encodes 989 amino acids. NCBI's taxonomy places the organism in Eukaryota, Fungi, Ascomycota, Taphrinomycetes, Taphrinales, Protomycetaceae. Gene Ontology annotation, biological process: regulation of DNA-templated transcription. The record is from RefSeq and is a predicted model, not a curated record. Gene Ontology annotation, cellular component: nucleolus. Gene Ontology annotation, molecular function: transcription factor binding; rDNA binding. The transcript has a single exon.